GCAGCCAUGUCCACCUUCCGGCAGGAGAGCGUGGAGGACUUCUAUGAGAUGGGUGAAGAGCUGGGCAGCGGGCAGUUCGCCAUUGUGCGGAAGUGCCGGGAGCAGAAGACAGGCCUGGAGUACGCGGCCAAGUUCAUCAAGAAGCGGCGCCUGUCGUCCAGCCGCCGCGGUGUCAGCCGCGAGGAGAUCGAGAGGGAGGUGGACAUCCUGCGGGAGAUCCAGCACCCCAACAUCAUCACCCUGCACGACAUCUUCGAGAACAAGACCGACGUGGUGCUGAUCCUGGAGCUGGUCUCAGGCGGGGAGCUCUUUGACUUCCUGGCUGAGAAGGAGUCACUGACGGAGGAGGAGGCCACCCAGUUCCUCAAGCAGAUCCUGGAUGGGGUGCACUACCUGCACUCCAAGCGCAUCGCCCACUUUGACUUGAAGCCAGAGAACAUCAUGCUGCUGGACAAGAAUGUGCCAAACCCUCGCAUCAAGCUCAUCGACUUUGGGAUCGCCCACAAGAUUGAAGCAGGGAAUGAAUUCAAGAACAUAUUUGGGACCCCAGAGUUUGUAGCCCCAGAAAUUGUCAACUAUGAACCCCUGGGGCUGGAGGCUGACAUGUGGAGCAUCGGGGUCAUCACUUACAUCCUCCUGAGCGGAGCCUCCCCCUUCCUGGGGGAAACGAAGCAGGAGACCCUGACCAACAUAUCUGCUGUCAACUAUGAUUUUGAUGAAGAGUACUUCAGCAACACCAGUGAGCUGGCCAAGGACUUCAUCCGCCGCCUGCUCGUCAAGGACCCCAAGAAGCGAAUGACCAUUGCCCAGAGCCUGGAGCACCCUUGGAUUAAGGUGAUCAAGAGGAGGAACGUCCGUAACGAAGACAGCUGCAAGAAGCCUGAGCGGCGCCGGCUGAAGACCACGCGCCUGAAGGAGUACACCAUCAAGUCCCACUCCAGCAUGCCGCCCAACAACACCUACAUCAACUUCGAGCGCUUCUCCAAGGUCAUGGAGGAGGUGGCUGCAGCUGAGGAGAGCCUCCGAGAGCUGGAGAGGAACAAGAAGUCCUUCCAAGAGGACAUCGAGGCCCUGCUGUCCAUCUAUGAGGAGAAGGAGUCGUGGUACAAAGAGGAGAACGAAAGCAUCAGCCAAGACCUGCGCCAGAUCCGGCAGGAGCUGCAGAAGACGGAGGCCUUGAAGAAGCAGGUGCAGGAGGAGACCAAGAGUGUGGUGCAGGUGGCCAACGGCCUCAAGAGGCGUUACAGGAAGCUGGAGAACCACUACGAGGCCUUGGCCAAGCAGGUGGCCUCAGAGAUGAAGUUUGUGCAGGAGCUGGUGUGGUCCAUCGAGAGGGAGAAGCUGCAGAGCAGCGAGGGGGACGGCAGCAUCCGCUAG
This is a messenger RNA of Indicator indicator, 1377 nucleotides long. It is a transcript of the gene DAPK3, whose product is annotated as death associated protein kinase 3. Lineage: Eukaryota; Metazoa; Chordata; Aves; Piciformes; Indicatoridae. The coding region runs from base 7 to 1377 and encodes 456 amino acids. Gene Ontology annotation, cellular component: cytoplasm; nucleus. The record is from RefSeq and is a predicted model, not a curated record. Gene Ontology annotation, biological process: positive regulation of apoptotic process; intracellular signal transduction; protein phosphorylation. Gene Ontology annotation, molecular function: protein serine/threonine kinase activity; ATP binding. The transcript has 8 exons.